GCCCCGCCCCCGUCCCGUCGUGCCCCGCGCGGCCAAGAUGGCGGCCCCCGCGGUGGCGGCCGCCGCGAUGGCGCUGCUGGCGCUGCUCGGGGCGGCGGCGGCGGCGCUGGGCGCCGGCGGGAGCUGCCGGGGCGGCCCCGGGCUGCGGCCCGGCGACGCCGAGACCUGCGGCCUCUCCCUCCCCUUGGAGCACUCCUUCGAGCUGGAUGACACCCCCCGCUUCCGCAAACGGGGGACGCUGGCCUGGAGCCCCGGCCCCGAGCCCGGCCUGACGCUGGCCCAGAAGCAGCUCAACGAGGAGGAACGAGCCCAGCUGCGGGUCUGAGGGGGGGCACGGGGGGG
Molecule: messenger RNA, 342 nt
Organism: Chroicocephalus ridibundus (black-headed gull)
Lineage: Eukaryota; Metazoa; Chordata; Aves; Charadriiformes; Laridae
Gene: EMC10
Product: ER membrane protein complex subunit 10
Exons: 3
Coding region: 38-325 (95 amino acids)
Source: RefSeq, a predicted model, not a curated record